GCUGAUCGUUGCUGGAGCUGCAGGGCAAUGUGAUUACUUGGGCUCCAAUGUAUGCUGGGUUAGGCGGCGCCAGACACCAAGAGCCAUGACGUAAUCGACCAGCAAGGUACAGCCAUGCCUGCGAACCCGGACAAUGUAUAAAUUUGGAAGUGCUAAGGAGGGUAGCCUAAUCACGCACGGUUGUCAGCGAGAAACGGUACCAACAAAUGGAGACGCAUCAUCUUUCAUCUCUGCCUGUCAGACGAAAAUGUAUUCCUCAACCUUGAAAUCAGACGGUGAGUGUGGACGACUUUUCGAAGGAUGGACUUGGAUUUUAAUUCAAAGACCUUGAGAGGUAUUAUUAUAUAGCUGCACGAUAACACAUCUCGUUUUAUAGUAAAACGGCUAGAGGGCAAUCAUGCUCCUUCACCCAUCGCACAAUGCCCCUCCUCUUAGUUUUACAGGGUAACAAAGUCACCAUGACUGACGAUGCCCAGCAAUCUCGUUUCAAGCUAACGUCAACCGUGCCGAAAACUCGCUUAGGAUUGUCGCUUGCGGAAAGGAUUAAGGUAAUCGAAGCCAGACAAAUGGGGAAAUCAAUGCGGCAGUUGGCCACACAGUUUGGCUGUGGCAAAACGCAGAUUCUUAACACUUUGACGCAAAAGGAGCGAUACAUCCACGAAUGGGAGGUUAUGGGUCGCAAUAAUCCUUCGAUUGGCGCCCGCAAGCGUUUUCGACACUCACGUAACGAAAAGAUAAACCGGUCGGUUCAUGAUUGGUAUCAGCAACAGACAGCCAGUGGUAUCCGAGUUACAGGACCCAUGUUACAAAAUCAAGCAAGACAUUAUGCAACUCAGCUAGAAAUAUCAAAUUUCGGAGCCAGCAAUGGAUGGUUAGCAAACUUCAGAAGAUUCUACAACAUCGUCAGUAGCUAUACUCAUCUCAAGAAACAGAACCCCAAUAUCACAUUCCAUCAAUAUCACCCCACAGCUAAGAACAAAAAUGUUGCUGAUCACCAAUCAACUUCCUCGAAAUUUCAUGAGUCAUCAGAGUUUGUUCCAGUAAUUCCUGUGUGUGAUACAUAUGAUAGGCAAUCUUCUACAUUCGUCAGCUCUGCUGAGCAAGAUCCGUUGCCGGGAGAAAAUCAACAGCCCUUGGAAUUGACAGGCAAACAAGCAAAUCUUUCUUCGUCACAAAUUGAAAAUUGUGUUACAACUUAUCACACUACUAAACCACAUCUAUUCAAAUUGCCCGAAAAUUAUUCAACAGGAAAAAAAGGGAAAAGGAAUCGAAAUGAGAAAUUUAUCAGCUCAUCAUCAGUAACCAGCCACCGAAAGCGCCAACUUCUUCAAAUCCAGAAUGCAGAACAACCGUCUUCUUGCCAUGAUGUAAGAUUUGAAAAUGAAAACAUAGGAAACGUCUCAAAGGAGAGGAGAAUACCUAGGUUGGUGCCCAUAACACCAGUUUUAGAUUGCCUUUCGGAAUUCGCCAAUCUCGCCUGUGCCAAUGGUCUCCUCACCUUGACAAUGAAAGACGAUUGCGGACAUAGGUGGGUGGAGGUUCGACAAUCUGCCACCUCCUUUCGUGUACCGAAGCAUGGUUACCCUGCACAUUUAACGCGACUCGUUGUUGACUAUAGUCUGCAAUAUUUCGUUGAAGUGCUUGGCCAUUGUGUCCAACAUGGAUCACUUCAUUGUAACAGCAACAAUCGCAGCCUGAAUUAUCUAGAAGCUACAUCAGUUUUGAGUGCUGUGAACGGCAAAUACGUAGUCUGUGCCGGAGUGGAAGCUAUUCCGGAUAGAAUGGCUGAUGAAUUUCGUCCGAAAGCCGUCCAGGAAUUUCAAACGGCAAAAAAUAUGUGUCUUACCCUUCCGGACCACAGAUACAGAUCAAACCAAUGUGCCAAAUGGAUUGAUAAUCAGUUGGGACCCAAUUGCGGAGCAUGUAAAGAGGCUACUAUUGAGUUUUCUACAGCUCCAAUGGAUUUACGCUGCACACCUUCAAAUCACAAGUAAAAAGAAACCCAAUACAAUUUUCUGUUAUUUACAGCUGUUUUAGAGGCCUUCUGUCCUUUAACGUAUAAUACUGCACUUUGCUAUAAUCCAUUAUAAUUAGGGUCAUAUUAUGGCAGUUCCUACUAAAAAAUAAUAAUACAAGACCAAUGGCUGGUUUCCUAAAAUA
Molecule: messenger RNA, 2160 nt
Organism: Daphnia carinata
Lineage: Eukaryota; Metazoa; Arthropoda; Branchiopoda; Diplostraca; Daphniidae
Exons: 9
Coding region: 420-1994 (524 amino acids)
Cellular component (GO): nucleus
Molecular function (GO): DNA binding
Source: RefSeq, a predicted model, not a curated record